AUUCGGAUGAAAGUUCAGAUGAAUAUGACGAGCGCGAGCCCAGCAGAGACCCUAAACUCAUAGAUAUGGCCAGCAAGAUGUCCUUGAUGGUUCCCAAGGUAACGAAACCCCGUUACAGCAGCCUGUGCAGCGACGACGAGCUACUAGACGAUGAAACCAACUGUUACGAGUCAGUGUCCGAGAAACGGGGUUCAUGGAUGGAAGAUUUGGGUUCGAUCUCCGGCUCUCAGAACAGCAUCUACCUGCCAAACACAGGCCACGUUAGUGCUCCGCCGCCUCGGGAAGACCUCGACUCCACCAGCGUCCCAGUUAUUAAAGUGGGCUGGCUGGACAAGAAUCCUCCUCAGGGGUGCGUGCGUGUUUUGUUUUCACACUGACUUUUGAACAUCUCAGGAUUU
This is a messenger RNA of Sinocyclocheilus rhinocerous, 398 nucleotides long. Its product is annotated as arf-GAP with Rho-GAP domain, ANK repeat and PH domain-containing protein 1-like. The record is from RefSeq and is a predicted model, not a curated record. The transcript has 3 exons. Bases 66 to 377 code for a protein of 103 amino acids. NCBI's taxonomy places the organism in Eukaryota, Metazoa, Chordata, Actinopteri, Cypriniformes, Cyprinidae.